Molecule: messenger RNA, 444 nt
Organism: Purpureocillium lilacinum
Lineage: Eukaryota; Fungi; Ascomycota; Sordariomycetes; Hypocreales; Ophiocordycipitaceae
Source: RefSeq, a predicted model, not a curated record
AUGCACCUGGGGCGGGCGGCUCCUGGCCGAUCUCAAGGAAUCCCGCGCGCAAACCGCGGCCGCGUCCACUGCCGUGGUUGCGGCCCCGGCCACCAUUGCGAGGGACUCGGGCCAUGGCAAGGGUCAGGACGCCAGGCUGGACAAUACGUACAUAACGUAUGGCGGGCAGGAGCCCAACACUCGAUGCGCAGGCGGCUAUGGUCCCAUCCGGGGAACGGGAACGGGGGGUACGGGCGUGAGAAGGCAGAAGGAACAAGGUUGGCGAGGGUUCGGGGCCGGCGCUGGACCCUCGGCAAUUAUGUGGGUGCGUGGUUCGACGAAGGAGGCCGUGCAACGGCGCGCGCCCGGCGAAGAGCAGGUAGGCGACGGGCAGGGUCGGCGCGGACUCUCGGAGGCGUCAAUAGGGCUGCAAGGUGCUCCGUCGGCGAGGUGUCGAGCGCGUGA